AAUUUGUUUCUGUAUUUGAUUCAAAAUUUAGCGCUUCAAUAUGGUCGUCGCUUCAGGUAAUCGCUAUGAUUGGUCGGCUUUUUUAUGGUGCGCGAACCGAGUUAAAAUUGAGCCCGACUUUGGCGAGACCUUGUUACUUGGAUCAUGGGUAGAAGGUCGCGGGUAUUUGUUGGUGACGCGAGGAACAGUAAAUAUGGCUGCUGGUUUUUGUGGUACGAAGAAGCAAAAGCUGAACAAUUCCUCCAGCAUUCAUUGUGAUGGAUCAGCUGUGAUACAAAAUGGAACAAUACGAAAUUCGCUAAUUGUACAUCCCGAAAUGGGCUUCUUCUGCUUCGACGUACUCUAUUGCCAGCUGCAUCAGCUUGACCCUCCAAAAUCGCCCAACUUUUGUAAUGAUGCAUUUCCUUUAUUUGUGACAUGGAGUAUUGGAAAAGAUAAACGACUUAGAGGUUGUAUAGGAACAUUUAAUGCAAUGCAAUUGCAUGCUGGACUUCGAGAAUACGCGGCAACAAGCGCUUUUAAGGAUUCUCGAUUUAAUCCGAUUUCACGAGACGAAAUGCCCAGUUUACAUGUCAGCAUUUCAAUUCUUCGUCAUUUUGAAGAUGCUAUGGAUUAUUUAGAUUGGGAAAUUGGUCUCCAUGGGAUUCGUAUCGAAUUCCAUGAUGAGAGAGGAAGCAAACGGACUGCAACAUUUUUACCUGAAGUUGCUAAAGAACAAGGUUGGGAUCAGACGCAAACAAUAGACUCUCUAUUGCACAAAGGAGGCUUUAAAGGUUCUGUAACUCAGGACAUGAGACGAAAUGUUAAAGUAACACGUUAUCAGAGUGAAAAAGUGACAGUGAGUUAUCAAGAGUAUAUGCAUCAUUGGCAGAGUCGAAGAUGCUAGCAGAUGGCUUGGGAUCAAUUCCAAGGUCCCGCGACCCUGAUUAAUUCACCAUCAAUGACAGUUCGUUACAAUAAUUCUGUUUCAAUCAAUCCUCAAUCCUUGUUCAAUGCAACACACCGCAAUGUUUUCAUGACCAAUAAUCAUCCUCCUUCUCAUCAUCAUAAUAAUCUCGUUAUGAUUCCACCGAAUCAUUCCUCUUUUAUCCAACCACUUCCUAUGCCCAGACCGGAUUGUCCGCCAUUUUGGUGGGAUCGUCCUGGACCCUCAUAUCUUCAACCUCACCUCCAUCCUCGAGUCAAUCGACUCUCAAAUCAGGAUACGACUGAACGUGAGGUGCGCAAACGAAAAUAACACUGGAAACGGAUCAUUUUGCUUAUUUUUCAUUGUUUAAAGUGGUGCCUACUUUAUUUUAUAUGUUUUUCAGCCUUCACAAUUAACGUAUACAAUUAAUUCUUUCAAGAAAUCCUUCAAUAUUAUAAUCUUCGACUCAAUUUUUUCUCACAAAUUUCAAAUCACUUUAAUGAGUGACGAUAAUUUAAAACUAUAUUUGAAACGACGUAAAAAUUCUUAUUUGAAGGAAGACUUCUAAAGGGGAAUUUUUGAAUACCAUAAAACAAAUAGUAAUUUUCGUAAUAAACAAAAAAUAAUUAGAAAUUUAUUUAAUCGCAUCGUAAUAUUAAUUUUACGACUUAAUUACGGGAUAUCAGUCUUUUUAUUUUUCUUUCUGAUAAAUGUAGAUUUUGCUAGUUGAAUGCACAUUUAUUACACUACUUGCGCGGUAAUUGUGCGACCCCUACUUUUUUAUGACUAUUAAAUAAUUAUAAACUUGAAAAAAAUAUUUAAAAAUUUUUCUUUUUUUAAAAAACUGAUAAAAUUUUGAGAAAAGACAAUUUAAGGUAUUAGUCGCGCAGCUGGCUCUGGUCAAAAGUUUACCGGGCCGCUUACUAGAGUGGGGCAGUGAGAGUGAGAGAGACAGUUUAACUCCCCACUCUAUUCGUUCGUAUGAAAAUUCAUAUAAUUUAGUUAUUUUUUUAACUUUCUGUCAAUAUAUUUAUAGCUUGGUGCGGUCAAGAAAUGUCAUGUUUUUUUUAUUCAUUUGUUUCAUCUAAUUGAAUACUUUGGUAGUUUUAUUUCAAAAUCUGACGAUUAGUUAUCAUAUAAAUAAUUAUUAAACAAAAUCAUUACAUGCAUUGGGUGCUCCCUCCAUGCAAAAUGUAUGAACUUUGAAUUCAUUUUUU
Molecule: messenger RNA, 2124 nt
Organism: Leptopilina heterotoma
Lineage: Eukaryota; Metazoa; Arthropoda; Insecta; Hymenoptera; Figitidae
Exons: 4
Coding region: 41-886 (281 amino acids)
Source: RefSeq, a predicted model, not a curated record